GCCCGCCAUUGAUUCACAUCUUGGAAGGCCAAAACCGGCGGGGUAGUGUAAAUUAAAUCAUAUAUAUAUAUAUUUUUAAAGUGGGUAUGCAGUUUUUGCUUGUAGUAGAAUAGAGAUCGUAAAAGGGAAGUGGAAGCAAGCGAGCCUGCAACAGCAGCAGCGAUCGGUGAGAAAUGAAAAUCUGAGACAAUGAGUGGUGCGAGAUUAUGCACUUUGCUUGGAGAAUUAGGGUUCGAAGGAUGGGAAUCAUUGGACCCUGAUAGCUUCGAAUGGCCCUUUCAAUACGAAGACACUCGCCCCCUUCUCCAUUGGAUCUGUUCCAAUCUCCGUCCCUCCAACGUUCUCUCCCUCUCAGAACUUUCUCAGUACGAGCAGUUCAAGCAAGAGGGGAAGUUGUUGGAGGGCGAUGAUCUGGACUUCGCUUACGAUAGCAUUUCGGCCUUCGCUGAUAGGAGAGACAACCAGGAAGCAGUUUUCGGCGCCGAGGAAGGAUUGAAAGAUAUCAAGGAAGCAACUUUGGCUUAUAAAGAAGAGGCAUUGGACUUGCAGAGGCAGCUGAGACACUUGCAAUCUCAGUCUGAUAUGCUUUCUGGCCAGGCUUCCAAUUUGACGCAAGGAAGACGAGCUCGCCUCGCCGCAACUUCUAUUGUUAAUGGACACCUUGCUGCCAUAGACGACAGCCUUUCUGUAAGAAAUUUACAGAUGAAUGCGGUUCUUGAAAGAAUUGCUUCCACAGCUCAUGAGUUGGCUCAUUAUCAUUCGGGAGAUGAAGAUGGUAUAUAUUUGGCAUACUCAGACUUUAACCAAUUCUUGCUUGGAGACUCAUCUUGUCUAAAAGAGCUAAAUCAGUGGUUUGCUAAGCAACUGGACACAGGUCCAUUCCGACUUGUUGCUGAGGAAGGGAAAUCUAAAUGCUCUUGGGUGAAUCUUGAUGACAUCUCAAAUACCUAUGUUAGAGAUUUGGAAAAGUCACAUCAUCAACGGGUGUCUGAGUUGCAACGGCUACGCUCAAUAUUUGGUAUAAGUGAAAGACAAUGGGUGGAAGCGCAAGUCGAGAACUCCAAGCAGCAGGCUAUUUUAUCGACACUUAAAUCACAAGUAUCAUCAGAUGAGGCUCACAUCCAUCUCGAUCUUCAUUCUCUUAGGAGAAAGCAUUCUGAAUUGAAAGGAGAACUUUCAAAUCUUUAUAACCAUGAAGAAAAGCUGAUAUCAGAGACUAUUCCAGAUUUGUGCUGGGAGCUAGCUCAACUCCAAGAUACAUACAUUUUACAAGGUGAUUAUGAUUUGAAGGUCAUGCGCCAAGAGUACUACAUUAACCGGCAAAAAGCAUUCAUAAAUCAUCUCAUCAAUCUGCUUGCUAGGCAUCAAUUCUUAAAGAUAGCCUGCCAAUUGGAAAAGAAACACAUGCUUGGAGCAUUUUCAUUGCUUAAGGUUAUAGACUCUGAGCUGCAGGCAUACUUGUCUGCCACUGAGGGACGAGUGGGUCGUUGCCUGGCUCUUAUCCAAGCAGCAUUUGAUGUUCAAGAACAAGGAGGAGUACAUGACAGUGAUCAUUUUUUGCAUGCUAUUAGAGACCUGCUAAAAAUUUAUUCAAAUACUCAAGCUGCACUAUCGACAUAUGUAUCUGCACCUGGCAUUGUCCAGCAGAUAUCGGCUCUUCAUUCAGAUUUGAUGAGCCUUCAGUCGGACCUUGAGAGUUCUCUUCCAGAAGACAGGAAUAGGUGUAUUAAUGAACUGUGCAACCUUAUUCAAAGUCUACAGCAACUGCUUUUCGCAUCUUCAACAACAGCACAGCCAAUACUGACCCCUCGGCCAUUAAUGAAAGAGCUUGAUGAAACGGAAAAGAUUAACGCAAAGCUCUCUGCUGCUGUUGAAGAGGUGACAAUAGAGCACGUCAAGAAGAAUGAGAUUGUAAAACAUCAUUCACAAGAAAUUGGACUUCAAAGGCGAGUGUACGUUGAUUUCUUCUGCAAUCCUGAGCGAUUAAGGAGCCAAGUUAGGGAACUGACUGCUCGGGUCAGAGCCUUGCAAAUUUCCUUGCAACCAUAAGUGUACACUCUUCAAUUUUCCUCAAUUUCUCUCUCUCUCUCUCUCUCUCUCUCUCUUUCUAAGGUUGUUUUAUUAUUUGUUCUAUAUGCUAUCUGAAUGAGCAAUGUGCAAUCCUUUGUUUACACAAGUGUAGUGCUUUCUAACUUUCGAAUAUAUAUUACAUUAGAGACAUUACUACUGUGCAGCCGUCUU
This is a messenger RNA of Abrus precatorius (Indian licorice), 2241 nucleotides long. Its product is annotated as AUGMIN subunit 3. NCBI's taxonomy places the organism in Eukaryota, Viridiplantae, Streptophyta, Magnoliopsida, Fabales, Fabaceae. The record is from RefSeq and is a predicted model, not a curated record. Bases 190 to 2049 code for a protein of 619 amino acids. The transcript is spliced from 18 exons. Gene Ontology annotation, cellular component: mitotic spindle; centrosome; HAUS complex. Gene Ontology annotation, biological process: centrosome cycle; spindle assembly.